This is a messenger RNA of Emiliania huxleyi CCMP1516, 195 nucleotides long. RefSeq lists its product as hypothetical. The record is from RefSeq and is a predicted model, not a curated record. The coding region runs from base 1 to 195 and encodes 64 amino acids. The transcript has 2 exons. NCBI's taxonomy places the organism in Eukaryota, Haptophyta, Isochrysidales, Noelaerhabdaceae.
AUGCGCGAAUACGUUCGUGAAAGCCGCGUCGAGAGUGGCCGCAACGCGCAAGCCCGCGCCGUGCGCGGCAUCUAUAGACGAAACAAUCUUGGGCAGCGCCGACUCGAGGUAUCCGGCGUGCUCCGAGUCAAGCGGGGCGGGCUCUCGCAUGAGCCCACGCACGGCUUCGGCAAGCUCGAUGACCUGAACGUCUGA